Molecule: messenger RNA, 2329 nt
Organism: Penicilliopsis zonata CBS 506.65
Lineage: Eukaryota; Fungi; Ascomycota; Eurotiomycetes; Eurotiales; Aspergillaceae
Exons: 2
Coding region: 318-2312 (664 amino acids)
Biological process (GO): regulation of DNA-templated transcription
Molecular function (GO): DNA-binding transcription factor activity, RNA polymerase II-specific; zinc ion binding
Source: RefSeq, a predicted model, not a curated record
UCUCUCUCUCUCUCUGUCUCUGCCCACUCGCCCUCUCCUCUCUGCUCGUGUCUGUACGCCACCUUUGGUGUUUUGCUUUAUCGGUUCCUCUUAUUUAUAGCAAUUGUUUAUCCUUUUAAUAAUACCCUCUUUCUCGGUUCUUUCGGAUUGUUGUUCCGCCAUCGGAUCCGAAUCGCCUCACCGCGUCUACCACCCCAAUCCAACGACCCAAAUUGGCCCUGAGAGGCCUGUCGAACGUUUUAUUAUUAUUACUAUUAUUCUUUAUUACUACUACUAUUAUUAUUUUUAUUAUAUACUGUUGCUAUUAAAUCGGUACAAUGGAACCUAGGCCGGCAACGGCGGAGCCGGCGCCCAAGCGGCCGCGGUCACCAUCGGGUGACUUUGCCCCGAUCGCGUCCAAGGUGCCCAAGACGCACUCGAAUCACCUUCAGAUCAACUACCUGGCGCGCCAGUAUCCCGAUAAUUUGCCCCUAGUCUCGACCGAAGACACCAUGCCCGCCAUCCUGCGCCUUGUCGGCGACUACGACGGCGUGCUGCACCGCCACGAGAGCAUCGCGGGAAACCUGGGGGCCUGUCCGCUGGGGCCCAUUUUGAUCAAGCGUUUCGAGCGCCUCUUCGACGGACCCCCGCGCGUCCUCAAGUCACACGGGAAGGAUGCCGCCGCCGCCGUCACCUGGCUCGACGUCGUCGAGUUCGCCAAGAACAAACCCGAGCAGUUCAACCUGGAGAAGACGCGCAACGGCGUGCGCGUUUGCCAGUUCUAUACCAAACAGUGUCGUGUCGAGAUCAGCGAGGAAGACUUUGUUCUCAUCGCCUCAGGCAUGCCCCAGAAGAUGAUUCCGCCCCAGCCUAUCAUCGAGGAUGAAGAGAAGGAGCUCGGGGCCCUCGAGAUUCUCGAGAAGAACCUGCAACAAAUCAUCCAGAUGGCAGAUCAGGUAUCUGCACGCGCCCGCCAGCUAAAUCAUCGCCUCAAAAACCGCCGCACCGCUAUUGUCAGUCGUCGCGAGAACGAUGCCUCCCUACACACCCAACCGCCGCGCUCCCUCAGCCCCUCGUGGAAGGACAGCAACGGGACUGGUCCGCUGCCUGUCGGCAGUGGUAAUGGUCAAGUCGCUCAUACCCACUCGCCACCGUCCGGCUUCGUCGCGGUCAACGCGCAUCGUGGCCCUGUCGGCGCUGAGCCCGGCGACGACAACAAUAGCAGCAGCAGCGGUGGUGGCGGCGGUGGCGGCGGUCUGUCCUCACAGUUCAUGUUCUCCCAUUCCAAUGCCGAAAAUAUCACCAUCAUCAACGGCACGUCCAUCAAGGGCGCCUCGCCCACUACGCGCGCUGAGCUGAUGAAGAAGUUUUUCACUACCGCCGACCGCCACGCCCGCGGCCUCGAUGACCCCGUCACUACCGUGGCGCCCGGCAGCCGUCCGUCAUCGCGUCCUCGACCGCGCGGUUCAGAUGCUGCCACUGACUACGCCUUGUACGCGGGCGCGCCGGGCACUGUUGCGAUUCCUAACACCCCGUCGUCGCUGUUACCGCCGCCCAAGUCGACUCACUACGAACGCGAUGACGGCGGGCCCUACAAGCUGGAGAUGGUGGCGCGAAUGGAGGAGCUGCAGCGCGGCGAACGUAUCCUCCCGCCUUGUGACCGCUGUCGCCGACUGCACAUGGACUGCCUCAAGAACCUCACCGCCUGCAUGGGCUGUACCAAGAAGCACGCCAAGUGCUCCUGGAAGGACGUCAAAGAGGAUGAGUUGCACGAGUUCCGCACCGCUAGUCUAGGGCGCGAGCGGGAUGAUACCUCCACCACGGGUGGUGGCGGUGGUGGCGCUGUUGCUUCUGCUUCUGGUGCUCCUAGUGGUGGUUCGGCCCAUUCGCCAGGCACACAGGAUACCCCUAUCCCUGCUCCGACACAUGAUGAACCGCGCGAGUCGCACGACUCGCAGGAUUCGCAUGAACCACAUGAACCGCACGAGCUACUGCCCGGUCCUCCGACGCGCGGCUCCUCAGCACCCAGCAUCCAGCAGGCGUCCGAGUCACAGCAACAGAUGUCGGUCGCCGUGGGGGCGCUCUCCCCGCGACGAGCAAUUAGCGAGGUGCAUGGUAGCGCUGUGCUGGGUGGGCAUGACCGGCAAGUCGGCCUCCACCAUCGGCCAGAGUCUACCGCCGCACCUUCCGAGGAUGACGACCCGGACGCCAACCAGCGGCUGAUGCAGGCUAUCCUGGACACGGUCGACCACCACACGCGCGUAGCAGCGGCGGUCAACCGCGAGGGGGAGCUUCCAGCAGAACACGACCGCGACCAGAUGGUGAAAGCUUGAUUUGAUUUUUUUUUUUU